AAGAUGCAGUGGCAUCCUGAGCAAAGCCAGUGGGCUGAACAGCAUUUUGAUAUCUCCUCGACGACAUGCUCCCCAGCCCACAAAGCUGAGCCCUAUCGUGUUGUACCUGGACACCUUCAGUGCUCUGCUGCCUACCAGUAUGCCUGGGCGAACGAUGACAUCUCAGCCCUCACAGCCUCCAACAUGCUCAAGAAAUACGCGGAGAAGUAUUCAGGAAUCCUGGAGUUGCCCAUGUCGUAUCCCGAAGUCCCCAGUAUUCCAAGAGGGAUAAACGGACGGAAGGGUGAAUCAGAACCCUGGCAAGAUGGUGUCUAUCCAAUGAGCUGCAUACCCGACGGGGUUCCCACCCGCAAGGGAGGCGUUACAGCACCUUCUGAAGUGGUAACUGGUUUGUGCAGCUCUCCUGGUCUUGCCUCUAGCAACCUGAGUGAGCCUAGCUACUCAAACAGCAGCUGUGGUAGUCACAGUGCCACACUCCACUCAUCCUCAUUGCCUUCUCAGGAAUUUGGUAUUUCUUACAGUGGUUCCUACUUGCACAGUAAUUACAAUUCCCAGUCAGUCCCUGUCCCUGCACAUCCCUCCCCAUUGCACAGCUCUGGUCUUCUGCAACCACCUCCGCCGCCCUCCCACUCCUCUUUAGUCCAAGCUUUCAAUGGAGGCUCCCAAAACUUGUCUAAUUAUAAUUACUCUACUCCAGGAUACCCUGCCCAGAGCUCAGUUGGACCUGGAUACAGCACUGGGGGAGUGCCCCCACCAGCCUCAUAUCUUCCCACAGGCAUUGCCACACCAACACCCCUUCCCCCUUAUCAAUACCAUAACCAUAACUUGGCCCCAAUCACCCCGGGUCCUCUGAACAGUUGCUCCUCCAACUUGCUGAAGAGGAAAGCCUUCUACGUGACAGCCCAGGGAGAUGUAGACUCGUCUUAUGCAAACUAUGGCUAUGACCAGACACGCAGUUCAACUGAGAGCCCAAUGUACAAGGUGGCUGACAGUAGCAGCACAAACAGAAGCUGUAAUAGUCCCACUGGCAGUGGUUUUGAUCGGAGUGUUGAGAAGCCAGCUCUACUUUUUAAUCCACAAAAGCAGUCCGCAAUGCCUUCAGAGCAGCAGAAGCAGCAGAGAAAAUAUAGCAGCCAGGCAACUAGCAACCCAUUAUCUCCAUCAGCCUAUGUUUCUUCCUCACUCGUGGGUUCUCGCAUGGCAGACUCUCUUGUCAGCUUCAUAUCGCCAACCCCCGGUGAUCAAAGUGCUGAAGCUCAUCGUGUCCGUCACUCCCACUCAGGGGCUUCCUCUUCUUCAACCAUGUCCUCCUCACGCUCUGCUGAAGAGCAACUAAAAUCCUGUGACCCUCACCUCUUGGACAUGGUUACCUCUGAAAUUGUUCAGCAGGGUCCUCCCAUUGACUGGAGUGACAUUGCAGGUUUAGAAUUGGCCAAAGCAACCCUUAAAGACGAGGUUCUGUGGCCCAUUCUACGCCCUGACAUAUUUAGAAGCUUAGGACACAUUCCACGUUGUGUUCUGUUGUUUGGCCCAAGAGGGAGUGGCAGGACGAUGCUUGCCCGGUGUGUGGCCAGCCAGCUUGGGGCAUCAUUACUUCGACUCAAUGGGUCGACUUUAGUCACCAAGUGGCUGACAGAUGGGGAGGAAAUAAUCCGAGCGUCCUUCCUAGUAGCUUGCUGCCGUCAACCCUCUGUACUCUUCAUUAGUGAGGUGGACAUGCUGCUUUCAGCACAGUUCACCGAAGGAAGUCCCAUCAACAGACUAAAGGGGGAGCUACUUUCCCAGCUGGACUCACUUCUAAUGGGCUCAGGUGUGGAUGGAAGACGUCAAGUAUUAGUGUUUUGCUCUACAAGCAGGCCCCAGGACAUAGAUGAGGGGUUGCAUAGGUACUUUGCUCGGCGCAUUUUGGUAUCCCUGCCUGAUAGUGCGGCCCGGCACCAGAUUUUUAAACAGUUCCUCGCUCAAUCCCAGCACAAAUGCUGCAUUAGCGAGGAGGAGCUGACACUGCUGGUCCAACACACUGAAGGUUUCUCUGGACUUGACCUAUCUAGACUUUGCGAGGAAGCCCGUGUGGGUUUGUUACACAUUUCCACACAACAGAGCAUGGAAAUGUCCAAUAUGAUUCGGCCACUAACCUACAAGGACUUUGAGCGGGUCUUUUGUAAAUUGCAUGCAAGUAUAUCGCAAAAAGAGAUUGACAUGCACAUUGAAUGGAACAAGAUGUUUGCCUGUAGACAAUAA
Nerophis lumbriciformis (worm pipefish) is the source of this 2241-nucleotide messenger RNA. The record is from RefSeq and is a predicted model, not a curated record. NCBI's taxonomy places the organism in Eukaryota, Metazoa, Chordata, Actinopteri, Syngnathiformes, Syngnathidae.